Trichomycterus rosablanca is the source of this 5826-nucleotide messenger RNA. It is a transcript of the gene fhod1, whose product is annotated as formin homology 2 domain containing 1. NCBI's taxonomy places the organism in Eukaryota, Metazoa, Chordata, Actinopteri, Siluriformes, Trichomycteridae. The record is from RefSeq and is a predicted model, not a curated record. The transcript has 26 exons. Gene Ontology annotation, cellular component: cytoplasm; cytoskeleton. Gene Ontology annotation, molecular function: actin filament binding. Gene Ontology annotation, biological process: cortical actin cytoskeleton organization. The coding region runs from base 159 to 4316 and encodes 1385 amino acids.
UUGGAGGAGUGUGUGGAGUGUGUUCAUGUUUCUUCCAGACACAGUGAAGCUCUAAACUUAGUUUUUUUUAUAUAAAUGAACUUGAGUUUAUUUAGACUUUCUGACAGGACGUUUAUGGAUUCGUGUUGAAUUCUCCGGAGCGUUUUGAGGGCUCAGAAAUGACCAUGUUAACCUGCAGGGUUCAGUUUCUUGAGGAUACGGAUCCGUUCGUGUGUACUAACUUCCCUGAACCUCGCAGACCUCCUCAGUACGACUUUAAUGAGCAUUUACCUCUCAUAGAGCAGAUAGCAGGAGUCCACAAACUUCUCCAGGCUCCGUUAAAGUUAGAGGAAUGUGCGCUACAGGUGGCUCCGAAUGGAAACUACCUGGAUCUGGAUUCCUCGCUGGUGGAGCAGAAGGACGAUCUGGAGCAGUUCUAUGAUGAUAUAGCUGUCGGUAAAAAGCCCAUCUUGAUCCUUCGAACCCAGCUGUCAGUACGUGUCCACUCUAUCCUAGAGAAGCUGUAUAACUCCCAUGGGCCUGAGCUGCGGCGUUCACUCUUCUCCCUAAAGCAACUCUUUCAAGAUGAUAAGGACCUGGUGCCAGAGUUUGUGAAUUCUGAUGGCUUGACCUGCUUUAUAAAAGUGGGUUUAGAAGCAGACCAGAACUACCAAAACUACAUUCUGAGAGCUUUGAGUCAAAUCAUGUUGUUCGUGGAUGGCAUGAACGGAGUCAUAAACCAUAAUGAGAUGAUACAGUGGCUGUACACACUUUGUGGCAGCCUGUCUCGGCUGGUAGUGAAGACCGCUCUGAAGCUGCUGAUAGUGUUUGUUGAGUACACCGAGUUGAACAGCCCUCUGCUUAUUCAGGCUGUCAACGUUGUGGAUGGCAAGAGAGGUUUGAAGGCCUGGUCUUACCUGAUGGAUAUCCUGGAGGAGAAGAAUGGAUCAGAUACAGAGCUACUGGUCUUCACUAUGUCCCUUAUCAAUAAGAUUCUAGCAGCUUUACCUGACCAGGAUUCGUUCUAUGACAUGACAGACUGUCUGGAGCAACUGGGGAUGGAAUGCAUCAUGCAAAAACACGUGAGCAACCGAGGCGUUGACCUUGACCUCAGACAGCAGUUCACCACAUAUGAGAAUGCUUUGAAGUACGAAGAUGAAGAGAAGGAUGACGCGUCUCCCUACGUCCGAAAGGAACGAAGAAAAGCUUCAAACAAUGAGCAGGAGAGUAGGAAGAGCCGGCGUUCCUCUGCACAAAACCUUUCAGAAGUUCCUUUAUCUUCAUCUUUGUCUGCUUCAUCAUCCUCAUCCUCAAACAGUCCUACUACAGGUACCAUCUCCCCCCUGCCCUCAGUCACCACACCCUCACCUUUCCUCCCUGCUCGCACAAGCCCUGUGCCAGUCAGCCCCUCCGAUAGUACACCGGAGCCUGAAUCCCCAAGUUUAACCCCUCUUGUGCCCCGUAUCGUUGAAAAUGAAACGUCCCCCAGUGACUUCGAUGUGGAGCAGCGGCUGGGACGCUCAUUCAUGAGUCACUACCUGGCUAAUAUGGGGAUAUCUAGGCGGAGGUUAAAAAAGGCGGGGUCUGUAACAAAGGAGGCCUCAUCUCCCUCUAAAAGCCUCAGCGUGUCGUCUCCAGCAGAUUCACCUUUCCAGGAAAACCAGCAGCCAGCGCAGAAAGAGCCGAGCAGCACCGAGGGGAGAGGACUCUUUAGAGACCAUUUUUUGCGGAGUCUGGAGGCUAGGGAGUUGGAGAAGCGUAUUGGGAAGGAUAAGGAAAAGAAGCCGCAGGGUAAAGAACCGAUCGACGGCGUUUCACCUAGCCCAGACAUCUACUCUCACUUAACUGAACAAGCGCAGCCAGCCUCAGAAGAAAUGGGCCAGAGCCGUGCUCAGGAGCCUCAGUUUAAAUGGAGAGAGUCCAGCAACAGCAACGUCUCUCUGAGCACACUGGAACAACCAGCAAAAUCAGAAACAAACCACCACAAUGAAACCGGUAGAGGCAGAGGGAAUGGGCACAGCACGCUCUCCAAUGACAGUAAAUUCAGGCUGGAAAUGCUUUACUCAAAAUCCUCCACCCCUAAGAACUUAAAGAGCCCCAGUGUAGAAGACAGCAGUGUGGAGACACUUGGUAUCUCUGGGCUGGCUGGUCGUCUGUCCAGCCUAAAGUCUCGCUCCCAUGAGCCCACUGAGGAUGUCUCCUGCCGUUCUGAUUUAGAGGGACUAGAGGGUAGUGCCCAGGCUGCUCGAAACAAGGUAACAGAUCUGCAGCUUAAACGAAUACGCCCACAGUACAGCAUUGAUGCUGAGAACCACUCGCUGUCUCUGGAAAAGACAAUGAUGACGCCUCUGGCCAGGAACACCAAGGAUGGAUGGGACCAACUGCAACCCAAAUCCAGAGAGCUGCGCAUCAAAGACCUGGACUUCUCAGACCUGUUAGAGGAUGAGGAUAUUGACGUCCUGGAUGUGGAGGCUUUCAGCACAAACAUCGCUAAUGGCAUCCCUCCACCUCCAGGAUUAGGAUCCCUUCCUCCCCCACCUCCUCCUCCUCCACCUCCAGGAGUUUCAGGACUAGCUCCUCCUGCUCCUCCCCCACCACCUCCUCCAGGAGGUCUUAGUGUGCCUCCUCCUCCACCUAUUCCUCCGGCACCCUUCCUUUCACCCCCACCCCUGAAUGCAGACCCAGCAUUUGCCAAGAAACGGAAAACGGUCAAGCUUUUUUGGAAGGAGCUCAAGCAGCCAGAGAGCCCUAGGAAGUGCAAGUUUGGCCGGGGCACAGUGUGGGCGUCACUGGAUAAGGUCGCUGUAGAUACUGACAAACUGGAACACUUGUUCGAGUCUAAGGCAAAAGAUCUUCCAGUGACAAAGAAAGGUCCUGAGGUAAAGAAGCUUGAAAUCCUCAUUCUUGAUCCAAAGCGAAGCAAUGCAAUUAACAUUGGAAUGACAGUUUUGCCUGCUAUACAUGUCAUCAAAUCUGCCAUACUCAGCUUUGAUGAAUUUGCCAUCAGCAAGGAGGGGAUUGAGAAAAUCCUCACCAUGAUGCCCACAGAGGAGGAGAAGCAGAAAAUCCAGGAAGCUCAGUUGGCCAAUCCAGAUGUGCCACUGGGUACAGCUGAGCAGUUUCUAUUCACCCUGGCCUCUAUUAGUGGUCUCCCAGCACGUCUGCAGCUUUGGUCCUUUAAACUCAACUAUGAGAGCCUGGAAAAGGAGAUAGCUGAGCCCCUGUUUGACCUAAAGCACGGCAUGGAGCAGCUUGCCACGAAUAAGACCUUCAAGCAUAUCCUGGCAGCACUGUUAGCUAUUGGCAAUUUUCUCAACAGUUCAAAUGCGAAAGCAUUUGAGCUGAGUUAUUUGGAGAAGGUGACUGAGGUGAAGGAUACUGUGCACCGGCAGUCACUGCUGCAUCACUGCUGCAAUUUGGUGGUUGAGAAUUUUCCUGAAACAUCAGACGUUUACUCCGAAAUCUCUGCCAUCACUAGAUCUGCUAAAGUGGAUUUUGAGCAGCUGUCUGACAACCUGGUUCAGCUAGAGAGAAAGUGUAAAACCUCAUGGGACAACCUAAAGGUCUUGGCCAAGCAUGAGACCAAACUCCAGCUGAAGAACAAAAUCACAGAGUUUCUCAAAGACUGCACAGAGAGAAUUAUCAUACUUAAAGUGGUGCACAGGCGCAUCAUCAACAGGUUUCACUCAUUUCUUUUGUACCUGGGUCAGCCCUCAUACUCUGUCCGGGACAUCAAGAUAACUCAGUUCUGUAAGAUCAUUAGUGAGUUCGCUCUGGAGUACCGCACCACUAGAGAAAGAGCGCUCACCAUUAAACGAAAGCGUGCAACCCAGCGAGAGCGCACAAAGACCCGUGGCAAGUUAAUCACAGAGAUGGAGAAAUUCUCUGGAGCAGUCCCAUCCAUCACCCAGGAAAGUCCUGCCCCCAUCUCCAUGACAACAGAAGCAGUGCCAGCCCAGGAGGAGCAUGAGAACAUGAAGAACCUUUUAAUUGCCAACGAUGACCGAACAAACCUGCGCAGAUCCCGUGCUGUACGAACACUGUUGAUGGCUGGCUCUGAGAGCUCUUCCACUGCAAACAUUCAGGAUUGUAAUGAUGAAGGUUUAGGAAGAGUUAGUACAUUGACGUCUGUAAGCAAAGAAGAUGGUGCAAGUUUACAGGACGACGCAACAGACCAGAUCAUGGAUCGGCUGGUCAAGUCUGUUACUCAGAAUCCUACAGAAAGGGCAUCUAGCCCUAAAACACGAAAGCGAUCACGAUUAAACAGGAAAUCAUUGCGACGGACGCUAAAGAGUGGCACGACCUUGGAGGUGGCGCAGGCACUGAGUCUGAGAUGAGAGGAAUUGCAGUUAAUUGACUGAACUAUGAUCAUGGGUUGCCUGCUGGCUGAAAAUGCAUACAUAUUCGGGUUACCCUUUCUAAACAACAUUGUGAUAGUGACGCAUUUUGAAAAGUGAGUAGAGAAAAGAAUGUUUUCUCAGAUGCCUGCUGCAGAUGUACUUCAUCUUUUACUACCUGUCCGGGUAAUGCUAGUUUCUACCAACUUAAAUCUUAAAAUGCUAAAAAAAUUUUAUUUAAAAAUGAGACUCUUGAAAGCAGAUAUCAAGUAUAUGGUCUGUUUGAGUUUUUAUGGGUACAUGAAGUGUUGAACGUUAAAUUUGGUAAUUUAUAUGUACGUUUUUGUAGAAUGUUUCCUACAGGUAUAAGAUUUUUAUUGUAUAUUUAGCACUCAGUGUAAAACUCAGUUGGCUAAAAUUUUGACUGUAGAUAGAGGGGGGAAGAGUAGAAGAGCUUGUGUUCACUGUAGAUAGAGGGUGUGUAUGUAAUGUUUUACACUGAUUUGAGUUUUUUAAUUUUUUUUUCAUUUCAUUUAUAUCAAACGCGUCAAUUGGCAGGUCCACUUCCAACAGGAAACAAAGAGUAACCUGUACAGGGCACCAAUCCAUCGCAGUGCUUUGACCAUCCUUAUCCCACAGACAUAGGCGUUUGUGACUGUGUAGAUGCCCAGCCAGCCGAUAGCACCACUAACAUCUGGAUUCAAACCUGGGCUAGCAUAAUAGACCACUGCGCCAUGCGUGCCUACUGGUCUUUUAAUUUAAAUUUACAUUAUAAAGGUAAGGAUAUUACAUAAGUAUCAGUUAAAAAUAGAUCUUGUUCUCGGGUAUAUGUAAUUGGUCACGCUAGGUUUUCUUCUUUUUGAAUAGUACAUGUGUUACAUGAGGGUAAAUAACAGCCUUGGUUUGAAUACUUGCUUUAAAAACACCACACUUUAUUUUGCACCGGCAAUAGAAGCCACUAUUGAACUACAAUGCAGAGAUUAUAUCCCUGUUUCUUUUUUUAUUUAUGAAUUUUUUUAAUUUGAGUUUUCAGUUCAAUCCUUGAUCAUGUUUGCCUAGAAGACCACUGUUACACUUGUUAGAUUCACUAGUUUAUUUGGCUCACCUGUUAAAAGAAAUGAUACAGUUAAAACCACAUACAAAGCACAUGAGCUUUCUCUAUUUACUGCUUUUUUUUGCACAGGAGGUCGAUCACAGAGUUUUCAGCUAGCUGGUUGCAUCACGUCCCUCACAGUCAUGUUCUUGGUGGACUGUGUGUGAUUUUGCAAUCCUAAAAUUAGAAAUGUAGAAUGCAUGAGUGUUCUUUAUGCUGAAUGUAUUACUGUAGGUGUGCUCCACUGUUAAGAAAAACGUACUUAUGCUUGACCACUUUAGGCACAUGCAUACUCUCUAAUGCAGAUGCAAGUAUUAUGCCCAGUAUUUUUAUAACUUGAUGUGUGUUUGUGUGUAUAUAAGUUUACUUGAGGAAGACCUCUGGAUGUAGAGAAUAAUAAAGCAUUUUAACAGACAA